AACUCAUCCUCCAACUCAUUCCCCAUUUUAUAAAUAUAUAACACAUCAAAAUUCAUAGCUUAAAUCAAAGGGUGGUUUGUAUUGUGAAACUUCAAACACAAUAAUGGGGAAUAGCUUAAGGUGUUGUUUGGCUUGUGUUCUUCCAUGUGGAGCACUAGACUUGAUCCGUAUAGUUCAUUUAAAUGGAUAUGUAGAAGAGAUUACACGUCCAAUUUCAGCUGGGGAAGUUCUUAAAGCCAAUCCAAAUCAUGUUCUAAGCAAACCAAGCUCCGAAGGAGUUGUUCGCCGGAUUCUCAUCCUUUCACCGGAGACUGAGCUCAAGAGAGGAAGCAUAUACUUCUUGAUCCCAUCCACGUCAUUACCGGAGAAAAAACGGAGGGUCAGGAGAAGCGUCGCGGAAAAAAAUCUUGAAAACAAGAAAGUGUAUUUCUCCUCUGAAGAGAAAAGUAAGAACUGUGACGAUGAUAAUAAAUCAUCGUCACAUAAACAUUGUGAGUCUAAGGAGAUGAAAAGCUCGAGGCGAGAUCGCCGGCACAGCCGUAGCUGGCAACCUCAUCUUGAAAGUAUCAUAGAAGAUUUGUGUUAGCUUUGUGUUUCAAAAAUUUGCCAGUGCAGGAAUCUGGCAUAUUGAGGAGAAUGGGAACCAAAAGUGGUUCAAUACUUUAAUUAUUAAAGCAUAUAGCUAAAUGAUCCAUUUUCUCUUUUUUCUUUCUUUUGAAAUAUAUGUGAGUAUUAAUUUUGUGGAUAGAAAUAUUACCUUGCUUUCUUGUUUGAUCUUUUUAUUUUUGUGUUUGGGGUUGGACUUGUUAAAUUCUAAUAUGCUUUGGCUUAUAGAAAUA
Molecule: messenger RNA, 839 nt
Organism: Medicago truncatula (barrel medic)
Lineage: Eukaryota; Viridiplantae; Streptophyta; Magnoliopsida; Fabales; Fabaceae
Exons: 1
Coding region: 104-586 (160 amino acids)
Source: RefSeq, a predicted model, not a curated record